This is a messenger RNA of Cyprinodon variegatus (sheepshead minnow), 1496 nucleotides long. Its product is annotated as blue-sensitive opsin. Gene Ontology annotation, molecular function: G protein-coupled receptor activity. Gene Ontology annotation, cellular component: membrane; photoreceptor outer segment. The record is from RefSeq and is a predicted model, not a curated record. NCBI's taxonomy places the organism in Eukaryota, Metazoa, Chordata, Actinopteri, Cyprinodontiformes, Cyprinodontidae. Gene Ontology annotation, biological process: G protein-coupled receptor signaling pathway; phototransduction; visual perception. The transcript is spliced from 5 exons. The coding region runs from base 90 to 1154 and encodes 354 amino acids.
UACUGUUUAAGUUUAGAUUCAAAUUAUACGCAUUUACCUCAUAUUUUAUUUCAAAUCCAAUUGAAAUUAUUAUUUAAAACACAAAUCCAAUGAAGAUGAGGGGGAAUCGUCAAGAGGAAUUUCCAGAGGACUUCUGGAUCCCCAUCCCCCUGGACACCGACAACAUCUCAGCUUACAGCCCGUACCUAGUUCCCCAGGACCAUUUAGGAAGCCUGGGGCUUUUUUAUUCAAUGUCAGCAUUAAUGUUCUUUUUGUUUGUGGCUGGCACAGCCAUCAACAUUCUCACAAUUGCAUGUACUAUUCAAUACAAGAAGCUCCGCUCCCAUCUGAACUACAUCCUGGUCAACAUGGCUGUGGCAAACCUCAUCGUCUCUUCUGUCGGCUCUUUUACCUGCUUCUACUGCUUUGCCUAUAGAUACAUGGCUCUUGGUCCGCUUGGCUGCAAGAUCGAAGGAUUUACUGCGGGUGUUGGUGGCAUGGUGAGCCUUUGGUCUUUGGCUGUGAUUGCAUUCGAAAGAUGGCUGGUCAUCUGCAAACCACUCGGGAACUUUGCCUUUAAGUCAGAACAUGCUUUGUUCUUCUGUGCACUUACUUGGUUUUUUGCUCUGUGCGCAACAGUUCCUCCUCUAGUGGGAUGGAGUAGGUACAUCCCUGAGGGUAUGCAGUGUUCAUGUGGACCAGACUGGUACACAUCAGGAAACAAGUACAACACUGAAUCCUAUGUGAUGUUCCUCUUCUGCUUCUGCUUUUCUGUCCCUUUCACUUGCAUUGUCUUCUGCUACUCGCAGCUGCUCUUCACACUGAAAUCGGCAGCAAAGGCCCAGGCAGAGUCUGCUUCCACCCAGAAGGCAGAGAAGGAGGUGACAAGGAUGGUGGUCGUUAUGGUGCUUGGCUUUCUGGUGUGCUACAUGCCAUAUGCCUCCUUUGCUAUUUGGAUCGUGACCCACCGCGGACAACCAUUUGACCUCAGACUUGCAACAAUACCCUCCUGUUUCUCCAAAGCCUCCACUGUCUACAAUCCUGUCAUCUAUGUUAUCCUCAACAAACAGUUCCGCUCGUGCAUGAGGAAGAUGCUGGGGAUGAGUGGAGGGGACGAAGAGGAGUCAACCACAAGUCAAUCGGUCACUGAAGUCUCAAAAGUUGGACCCUCCUAGGUUCUCUGCUUCUCUUGAUGUGGAUGAUAUGGAAAUGACCAUCACUGAUGUCUUUUUACUGUUAUGAUUUAGGGUUUUCGAAGAAAAAGGAAAAAAAUAAAGAAAAAAUUAUCAUCUGAUGAAGCUGUUGUUUUACAAUGGACAUAAAAGAAAGAUGCAUAUUUAGAAUUGUAUUCUGAUGUGAAAAUAUGGAUUCUGUUUUUCUUCUACGAAAUGACAGAGGUCUCUGAAAACCCAUAAACUACAAAAUAAAUGCAUGUAGCACACCUGACACACCUGUGAAUAAGUUGUUCUACAUGUCAUGACUUGUAAGUAUUACUUGUAUAUAUGUAGCAACAUAAA